Aethina tumida (small hive beetle) is the source of this 1409-nucleotide messenger RNA. RefSeq lists its product as uncharacterized. The transcript is spliced from 4 exons. Gene Ontology annotation, molecular function: protein binding. Bases 1 to 693 code for a protein of 230 amino acids. The record is from RefSeq and is a predicted model, not a curated record. Lineage: Eukaryota; Metazoa; Arthropoda; Insecta; Coleoptera; Nitidulidae.
AUGGAUGGUUUAGACCGCAGUUCCGAGAAGAAUUGCUGUCAGAAUUCCGAUUCACCUUUGAUGAAUAAUAAUGGGAUUGACAGUAUACAAUUAAGAGGCGAUCCGAAAGCUGCCAAAUUAGGAGACCGAUACGAAACAUCAAUCCUGACUCAUUUCGCAAUUCGAUGCGCAUUAGACAAAACGAUUCGAAACUUCCAAAUUGUUUACAACGCGAAAGACCACGGUGAUUUGGACGACAUCGUUAUCAACGAAGAUAAUCACUUUAUCACUUGUGUACAACUCAAACAUAAAGCAGAACGAAGCAACAUUUCGUUGGAAUACAAAAAAUACGAAAAAACUUAUAACGAUGUACUUGUACCAAAAUAUCAGAAUCAUUUUCAAAAAGGUUUCAAUAGAAAUCUAAACAACGAAGGAAUGAAAAAAGUUGCCGAAAUAUUAAUAUCCUCUUUUAAUGACAGUAGUGGAAAUGGAAUCGAUAAAGGAGAUGAUAAUGGAAAUACACCGUUAAUGAUUGCCACUCAAUGGGCCAGAAAUGACUCAACAUAUUUAAUAAAAUUUUUCAUUGAACAAGGAGCCGAUAUUAACCGAAAAGACAAAAUGGGACAAAAUAUUUGGUAUUAUUUACGUUUAAACAUGUAUUUAAAUGAAGACAACAUAAAAAGUGUUGAAAAUAUUUUAAAAAGUAAGCAAUAAAUAUGUAUUUUCAGUACUUAAUUGUUAACUUUAAAUAUUCCAUUAACAUUAACAAUUUAUUUAAUUAGUUUGUAAGUGUUAUUGUUUUAGACCUAUAUACUUUUAUAUUAUUAUGUGAUAUUUUCUGUUUACCUUCUGAAAUGUAACCAUUUAGGAGUAGAAAACGCAUCCACAUGAAAAGAAAAAUUAUCAACUUCGUUUUAGAGAAAUGUUGAUUGGAUCCAAAGGUAGUGUAAAGAAAACAGAGAUUAACUUAAAUAAAUCUGAAGCAAGGGAAUAAAAUAUAAUAAAAGAUUUAUUUAUUAUAUCUCAAAUUUCUAUUCUUAGAUUGUACAUUACAAAUUACAAAUUUUAUGUCAGAUUUUUUAAAUCCAAUCAGCUGUAAUCAAUCAGCAAUGUAUAUUAGAGUUUGAUUAAUUGAUUGAUUGAUUAAAAAAUUCGGACACGAAAACUGUGAGUUUGUAAAAACAACCAAAUACGUUUAGGUGUAGUAAAUACAGCGAAAAAGAUACAAUAAUAUGUAAAUAAGGCGCUUUUUUGUGUGGAUGUGUAGUCACUCAUUUACUCAUUUAUUGUACUCAAAAAAGAUAAUACUUUAUAAUAACUUUAAAUUAAUAUCUUACAGAAUAAUUGUAAUCAUAAUUAUUUAUUUUUAUUUUAUUACUAAUAUUAAUUUAAUAUUGAACAAUAAAUAUAUAUAGUUGUUUAAUUAGAUA